Messenger RNA from Equus quagga, 4037 nucleotides. RefSeq names its product RNA binding motif protein 15B (gene RBM15B). Gene Ontology annotation, biological process: regulation of alternative mRNA splicing, via spliceosome. The transcript is spliced from 3 exons. Gene Ontology annotation, cellular component: nucleus. Gene Ontology annotation, molecular function: mRNA binding. NCBI's taxonomy places the organism in Eukaryota, Metazoa, Chordata, Mammalia, Perissodactyla, Equidae. The record is from RefSeq and is a predicted model, not a curated record. The coding region runs from base 1015 to 3702 and encodes 895 amino acids.
AAAAUUUCUAGCUGUCCUUGGAGAAUUAAAGUGAAUACUCAAACAGGGUUUUACCUCUGAUGAAGAUCCCACCGGUUUAUGCGUCGCAGUUUACAAAGAGUUUUCAGUUGCUUCAGGAGCUGCUUUCUGCUUGUGGGAGGAGGGAAGAGCUAUGGUGCGCUUUUCCCCAUCCCACGGUUUCUGUGGCUGACGCUGGGUCAAGUUCUGCGAUGCUCUAGCAACUCUCCCUGAAGAAAGCAAGCUUCCCCAAGGGGCCUGGGAACCUGGGCAGGAUUCCCCCUCGCCUCACUUCCGAAGAAGAGGUGCUGCCUCUGGAGGUGGAUAGGAGGGCACCGGGCACCGAAAGGGGACUGCUGCAAAUGAACCUGAACCAGAGGAUGCCCGGACGGGACCUAGGGAGCGGUGUGCUUCUGUGCUCCGGAUUGUCAACCCCAGACUCCGGUCAGGAGGUGCCCUGGCCGAAGGAUGGGAGUCACCCAAGCCUAGUCCUGGAAUUGGGGGGAUACCACGUAAAGAGGCCGCUGGGUCAAGGCCCGGGACCGGGGCACCCAAGGACACUCCCUGCCAUUCCUGUUCCAUCAGCGUGGAUCCCUGCCAGGAGUGGCAGGCCUAGGUCCCGCCCAGCCUGCUAGAGUCAUGGACGGUGCGAGCCAGCCCGCAUCUCUAGAGGGCUCCGAUCUCUCCGCGUAGCUGAGGCCGCGCGGUGGCGCCAGAGCUCACCGCUGGGCCGCGCUUGCCCGCCUGCUGUGGGGUCACGUGGCGCGGGGCGGCGCAGUCCGAUGACGUACGCGCAGCGCCCUUCUCGCCCCGUCUGCCGCGGGGUCACGUGGCGCGGCCGGCGCAGCUAGAUAACGCGACGCCCGGCCCCUGGUCGCUGCUCCCGCCCCGCCCCGCCGCUACCGCGCCGAGUCCUUUUGUCCAAGAUGGCGGCGCCGGGGGCGCUGCCUCUUCAGCCGCCGCCGCCGCCGCUGUGAGGGGCCUGCGGGCCGCCCGCCCGCCCGCCGCGCCGGCGCCAUGAAGAGGCAGAGCGAGCGAGACUCGAGCCCGAGCGGGCGCGGCUCGUCAUCGUCGGCCAAGCGGCCGCGAGAGCGCGAACGGGAGGCGGAGGCGGGCGGGCGGCGGGCGGCGCACAAGGCCUCGGGCGGCGCCAAGCACCCCGUUCCAACGCGGACCCGUGACAAACCCCGCGGUACCGGGGGCGGCGGGGGUGGGCAUCGCGACGGCCGCGGCGCCGGGGACGCGAAUCACCGUGUGAGCAGCGGCCGCUCCUCGGGCUCGGGCGCUGGCGGCGGGGGACGCGGCGGCAAGGCCUCGGGGGACCCGGGCGCCUCAGGUGCUUCGCCCCGCGCAUCUCCUCUGCCGCCACCGCUGCCGCCGCCCGGGGCCGAGCCCGCGGGUCCCGGUUCGUCAGCGGCCGCGCCCGAGUACAAGACGCUGCUCAUCAGCAGCCUGAGCCCUGCGCUGCCCGCCGAGCACCUCGAGGACCGGCUUUUCCAUCAGUUCAAGCGCUUCGGAGAGAUCAGCCUGCGCCUGUCGCACACGCCUGAGCUGGGCCGCGUGGCCUACGUGAACUUCCGGCAUCCGCAGGACGCGCGCGAGGCCCGCCAGCACGCUCUAGCCCGCCAGCUGCUGCUCUACGACCGCCCGCUCAAGGUGGAGCCCGUGUACCUGCGCGGCGGCGGCGGCGGCGGCGGCGGGAGCAGCCGGCGAAGCAGCAGCAGCAGCGCCGCCGCCUCCACGCCGCCCCCCGGGCCACCCGCACCCACCGACCCGCUGGGCUACCUGCCGCUGCACGGCGGCUACCAGUACAAGCAGCGCUCGCUGUCCCCUGUGGCCGCCCCGCCACUGCGGGAGCCCCGCGCCCGCCACGCCGCUGCAGCCUUUGCCCUCGAUGCCGCCGCUGCCGCCGCCGCCGUAGGACUAUCUCGGGAGCGGGCCCUGGACUACUACGGGCUGUACGACGACCGCGGGCGUCCCUACGGCUACCCCGCCGUGUGUGAGGAGGACCUGAUGCCUGAGGACGACCAGCGGGCCACGCGCAACCUCUUUAUCGGGAACUUGGAUCAUAGUGUGUCUGAGGUGGAGCUGCGACGGGCCUUCGAGAAGUACGGCAUCAUUGAGGAGGUGGUCAUCAAGAGACCUGCCCGUGGCCAGGGCGGGGCAUAUGCCUUCCUCAAGUUCCAGAACCUGGACAUGGCCCACAGGGCCAAGGUGGCCAUGUCGGGCCGGGUGAUUGGCCGCAACCCCAUUAAAAUAGGCUAUGGCAAGGCCAACCCCACCACUCGCCUCUGGGUGGGUGGCCUGGGACCUAACACCUCAUUGGCGGCUCUGGCCCGGGAGUUUGAUCGCUUUGGGAGCAUUCGGACCAUUGAUCAUGUCAAAGGAGAUAGUUUUGCCUACAUCCAGUAUGAGAGCUUGGACGCAGCCCAGGCUGCUUGUGCUAAAAUGAGGGGCUUUCCCUUGGGCGGUCCAGACCGCAGACUGCGCGUGGAUUUUGCCAAAGCAGAGGAGACUCGGUAUCCCCAGCAGUACCAGCCCUCACCCCUUCCUGUGCAUUACGAGCUUCUCCCAGAUGGAUAUACCCGGCACCGAAACCUGGAUGCGGACUUGCGGGUGCGGGAUAGGACCCCCCCACACCUCUUGUACUCAGACCGAGACCGGACCUUUUUGGAAGGGGACUGGACCAGCCCCAGUAAAAGCUCUGACCGCCGAAACAGCCUGGAGGGCUACAGCCGCUCAGUGCGUAGCCGGAGUGGUGAGCGCUGGGGAGGAGAUGGGGACCGGGCCCUACCCAAGCCCUGGGAGGAGAGGCGGAAGCGGAGGAGCCUUUCCAGUGACCGCGGGAGGACAACCCACUCCCCUUACGAGGAACGGACCAGGACCAAGGGUGGUGGGCAGCAGGCAGACCGAGGCUCUGACCGCACCCCUGAGCGCAGCCGCAAGGAAAACCACUCCAGUGAAGGGACCAAGGAGUUGAGCAGCAACUCCCUCAGCAACAGCAGACAUGUUGCUGAGGAGCGGAGCCACCACCACCACCAUGAAGUUCCAGAUUCUUCCCACGGGAAGAAGACACGAGAGAGCGAGCGCAAUCAUCGGACCACUGAGGCUGAGCCCAAGGCUCUUGAAGAGCCAAAACACGAGACCAAAAAGCUCAAGAAUCUUUCAGAGUAUGCCCAGACACUGCAGCUGGGUUGGAAUGGGCUUCUAGUGUUGAAAAACAGCUGCUUCCCAACAUCUAUGCACAUCCUAGAGGGGGAUCAGGGGGUUAUCAGCGGUCUCCUCAAAGACCACACUUCUGGGAGUAAGCUGACCCAGCUGAAGAUUGCCCAGCGCCUUCGACUGGACCAACCCAAGCUCGACGAGGUCACACGGCGCAUCAAGCAGGGGAGCCCGAAUGGCUAUGCGGUGCUCCUAGCCACCCAGGCAACUCCCAGUGGGCCUAGCACUGAGGGGAUGCCCUCGGUGGAGCCAGGCCUACAGAGGCGGCUUCUCAGGAACCUAGUCUCCUACUUGAAACAGAAGCAGGCAGCAGGGGUGAUCAGCCUGCCAGUGGGGGGGUCCAAGGGCAGAGACAGCACAGGCAUGCUCUAUGCCUUCCCGCCCUGUGACUUUUCACAGCAGUACCUCCAGUCAGCACUAAGGACAUUGGGCAAGCUAGAAGAAGAACACAUGGUGAUAGUGAUAGUAAGAGACACUGCCUAGCCCAAACCUGUCUUUUCCAGCUCCAUGUUUGUGUCACAAAAGCAGUUAUUUUAAAAUCUGAUCUUCCCCCCUGCCCCCAUCCUAUCCCCUUGGUUUGAAUUCUCUGCUGGGUUAUUUUGGUUCAUUUGGUGGGUGACCAAAGUCCUGUUCCCCACCAAAACUAAACUAAGGUCUUAGGUUUUGGGGUGUUUUUUUUUACAGCGAUGAGAAGGGAAUCCUGUCAUGUUGAUUUCUAGUGUACAAGAUACUGUCUGCUGUGUUCUGUAUUUUUUUAUUUUUUGACUAAUUGUAUGGAAAGUUGUCAGUAAAGCCUUUGUCAGAGGAUGGAUUUUUAA